AUGUGACACGUGAGAGCAACCCACUGUGAUCCACUCUCAUCAUAUGCUACCUUGUUAUUUCCACCUCCUAUUUUCUUCUUCCAAACUAUCUUUGGUGGGUGAUAUUAUUUAAUUUCCUCUAUUAAAUUCCAAAAAUUUACAUUAACCUCUCGAAAUUUAUAUUAUCACUAAAUUACAAUUUUUUUUUCAUCAAAUUCUCUUUUCCUUUAUUCACAAAUUAUAUAAAAGUAAAGAAAAUAUUUUAAUAAUAAUAAUAAUAUAAGUAGGGAAAGAUAAAUAGGAAGAAAAAAAAGGAGUGGAAAUACAACAUCAUACCUUUUAUAGAUCAUUUCAAUUUGCAGUUGCUAGGCAACUAUUUAGUUGGUGCUCACUACUUCUCCAGUGAUCUCAGAUCUGCUCUGCUCUGCUCUCUCAUCCACAGGUUUGGAUUUUGUCAUCUAAGAAGAAGUUGGAGAUAAUGGGUCGAGGAGUCAGCAGUGGUGGAGGACAGAGUUCAUUGGGCUACCUUUUUGGGAGUGGAGAGGCUCCCAAACCGGCGCCAAACAAUGCCCCAGCUUCUUCUAGCGAAGGACCAGCUGCUAAUACUGGGGCUUCCACCAAGCCCAUUGCUGCAGCUCAACCAACAGAUGUUACUAAGCAGAUACCUGCAGGUAUCAAUAGUAACACUGCAAACAACUACCACCGGGCGGAUGGCCAGAACUGUGGCAACUUCAUCACAGGUCGUCCCUCAACUAAGGUCCACUCUGCACCUGGUGGUGGAUCAUCUUUGGAUUACCUCUUUGGUGGUGGUGGUGGUGGUGGUGGUGGUGGCGGUGCUAGUGGUGGUGGUGCUAGUGGUGGUGGUGGUAAAUGAGACAUGCUACAUUUCUUCAUAUGAAACUACUAUUCUUCAACUUCUCUGGAACCUGCUGUAGUUUGGAUGCCUGUUUGAUCUUCCAUAAACAUCAGAAACUUGCUUGAUCAUGUAAAUGAUACAUAUAGCUGGGGUGGGUCUUUCUGGAAUCACUCUACUCAAUGCUUGAUUAUAAAUGCAUUUGUAUUUCUUGCAAAAAGCAGUCUAUCAAGAACAAAGAUAAUUGCCUAUGCUUAGUGGCUUGUCCUUUUUGGUGUUUUCAUGGAUACUGCCAACCACUUCCCUAGCCUGUUUGCUGUUUGCUGUUUGGAGUGUCAUACAACUACCUUGUGAUCAUGUUCAUGAAUGUUGUUUUGCUAUAAAUCAAUGAGAGCAUAUAUGGGUGUGGGAUUGCCCUUGUUGAAA
Molecule: messenger RNA, 1258 nt
Organism: Vitis vinifera (wine grape)
Lineage: Eukaryota; Viridiplantae; Streptophyta; Magnoliopsida; Vitales; Vitaceae
Product: protein SPIRAL1-like 1
Exons: 3
Coding region: 458-853 (131 amino acids)
Biological process (GO): cortical microtubule organization
Cellular component (GO): cortical microtubule, transverse to long axis
Source: RefSeq, a predicted model, not a curated record